UACUUCAUAUUCCUUUAUACACAUGUAUAAAUAUUAUGGGUGUUAAGUGUCUGCAUUGUGUUACGACGCGGCAGAGUAGAAAAAACACGAAUACAAAAUAUGGCAAGCUCGUCGAGACAUGAAACAAACAAAGUUUGCUGUUAUGCUCAUCCAGAUGCACCUCUUAUUGAAGACUACAGAGCUGGAGAUCAGAUUUGUUCAGAGUGUGGAUUGGUCGUAGGAGAUAGAGUGAUAGAUGUUGGUUCAGAAUGGAGAACAUUUAGUAAUGAAAAAGCUGGAGUUGAUCCAUCACGUGUUGGUGGACCAGAAAAUCCACUUCUAAAUGGUUCAGAUUUAUCUACUAUGAUUGGUCCUGGAACUGGUGCUGCAUCAUUUGAUGCCUUUGGUGCUUCAAAAUAUCAAAACAGACGUACAAUGAGCAGUUCUGACAGAGCAUUGAUCAAUGCAUUUCGUGAAAUCAAUGGAAUGGCUGAUCGUAUUAACUUGCCUAAGACUAUUGUCGAUAGAGCAAAUAAUUUGUUUAAACAAGUACACGAUGGCAAAAAUUUAAAAGGUCGUGCAAAUGAUGCCAUUGCCUCGGCUUGUUUGUAUAUUGCCUGUAGACAAGAAGGUGUGCCCCGUACUUUCAAAGAAAUUUGUGCUGUCAGCAAAAUCAGUAAAAAGGAAAUAGGAAGAUGUUUUAAACUGAUAUUGAAAGUACUUGAAACUAGCGUUGAUCUUAUCAGAACUGGAGACUUCAUGUCAAGAUUUUGUUCAAAUCUUGGACUUCCUAAUAUGGUGCAAAGAGCUGCCACGCAUAUCGCGAAAAAGGCAGUAGAAAUUGAUAUUGUACCUGGACGAUCACCGAUUUCGGUGGCAGCAGCUGCAAUCUAUAUGGCAUCGCAGGCAUCGGAAGAUAAACGAUCACAAAAAGAAAUUGGUGACAUUGCUGGUGUAGCUGAUGUCACGAUCAGACAAUCAUAUAAGCUAAUGUAUCCCCAUGCAGGAAAACUGUUUCCAGAAGAUUUUAAAUUCGCAACACCUAUUGAUCAGUUACCGCAAAUGUAAACUUGAAAUUUUGUGUGUCUACGUAUAUUUUAUCAUGUUGAAACAAUAGUUGAUUUCUAAAUAAUUAAUGAUUUCUAAAUAA
Messenger RNA from Frieseomelitta varia, 1129 nucleotides. RefSeq names its product transcription initiation factor IIB (gene TfIIB). Gene Ontology annotation, biological process: transcription initiation at RNA polymerase II promoter; transcription preinitiation complex assembly. The transcript has 5 exons. The record is from RefSeq and is a predicted model, not a curated record. Gene Ontology annotation, cellular component: transcription preinitiation complex; nucleus. Gene Ontology annotation, molecular function: RNA polymerase II general transcription initiation factor activity; TBP-class protein binding. The coding region runs from base 100 to 1047 and encodes 315 amino acids. NCBI's taxonomy places the organism in Eukaryota, Metazoa, Arthropoda, Insecta, Hymenoptera, Apidae.